UUUUCUUCGCAUGCCCAAAAGAAGACUGGAGAAUGGGAUAACCAACAUUAACAAGAUACAAGUUUAUUAUAGACUAUAGUUGAACAAUAACAUGUAGGUCGUGACGAAAAAAAUCAAUCUGCCUCAACCGCCAGUAGUUUAAUGUGUUCAGUCACUGAGUCGUUUGUGAUAUUCUGCCCUACCGGUUUGUUCCUCUCCAAAGUCCUCCAUCCCUCCAUUUUUUUAAGCGCAACUUCUGAUAACGAGAACUGUCUCUUUAAGUCUCCAGCAUUUACUCGCGCCGGGUCACUUCCUGGUUUUAUUUGCCCAAAGAAAAGCACAACAAACGAGUUACUCGGUAGGAGGAGAAAUUGGAGAUGGCUGAUCUAUCGCUUUAUCUAACAAAUAUCAGCGUUUCCUUGGGACAGAAAAUGGAUGGCGAUAAGAAUGCUGGGAAAGACUUUGAUAGUGUGGAACUAGGGGAGAUUGGAAAGGAGAAGCAGAAGAAGGUGCCACGGCGGAUUAUUCACUUUGCCAGCGGAGACACCAUGGAAGAGUACAGCACGGAUGAAGAACAGGAGCCGGAGAAAAAAGAAAUGCUUCCUGCAGUCGAUCCAUCAAAGCUGACUUGGAGACCAUACCUCUUCUUCCACAUGUGGAGGGCAGCUACUACCACAAUAUCAGUGUGUGACUUUCUUGGAGAAAAAAUGGCCUCACUGUUUGGAAUAAGUACACCUAAAUACCAGUAUGCCAUUGAUGAGUACUACAGGAUGAAGAAGGAGGAUGAAGAAGAGGAGGAGGAGAACCGCAUGUCUGAGGAGGCAGAGCGUAAUUUCCAGGAGCAGCAGAGCCAGGAAAGUCCAGAACCGCACACUGAACAGCCAGAGGGUUCUGCUUCAUUUGUUAAUGUCACUUUCGAGCUAGAAAACGAUCCCUGUGCGACUCCAGAGAAAAGCAGAGUUCCAGCACCCAUUCCCACCUAACAGUACAGCCACUUAAAACAACUGAAUCUAAUCCUUUGCAAAAGUUUUCAGUACUUUUUUUUGCCAUUAACAUCUCUCUCAUGAAAUAUACAAUAUUGCAAAGUUUUUAGAUAGUCUUACCACAUACAUCUUGGAUAUUGCAUUUGUUUUAUAUUCCCAGCGAAAUGUAUACAGUAAGCCUAUGGAGGUUUAGAAAAAAAAACUGACUACCAAGUAUAGUUGGUAGAAUAUAGUGACAGUAGCAUAAAGCCUGAAAUUUAAUUAGAAGAUCUCCAUCUAGUUAUAAUGCUUCUAGAGGGAUGUUUCUCAGCAAUGUUGAAUACAUUGGAGCAUCUUGCUGCUGCAGUGUAUAUGUAUGUGACCAUUUGCAUCAACACAGUUGGUGGUAAAGUGAUUUAACAGGAUCAUUCACUUACGUUUUAACAGAAUAUCUGAUUGCCAUUUACUAAUGUUAAUUUAUACAAGGCAAAUAUAGUAACACACCAGCGCUUGUUGUUUAUGUAAAGGAUACA
Messenger RNA from Polyodon spathula (Mississippi paddlefish), 1474 nucleotides. Its product is annotated as protein FAM177A1-like. The transcript is spliced from 5 exons. NCBI's taxonomy places the organism in Eukaryota, Metazoa, Chordata, Actinopteri, Acipenseriformes, Polyodontidae. Bases 357 to 962 code for a protein of 201 amino acids. The record is from RefSeq and is a predicted model, not a curated record.